AUGUCGAAAGCCAACAAUUCUCAGAGGACACCACCACAUGUAGCUCUCUUCCCAAGCGCCGGCAUGGAUCAUUUGACUCCAUUCCUUAGGCUUGCCACCAUGCUAGCUUCACAAAACUGCGUGGUCACCCUUGUCACUGCUCAACCUCCAGUCUCAGCUGCAGAGUCCACCUACUUGUCUAGCUUCCUUGCCUCACACGCACAAAUCAAGGGUCUCGAGUUUCAAGUCCUUCCCUUCGAGCCAACCAAUCUUACUACCGAUGAUCCUUUCUUUCUUCAGUUUGAAGCAACUCGUCGCUCUAUUGCUGAUGAUCUCUGCAUACCCAACUACAUUGUGUUAACCACAUCUGCUAGAUUUUUCUCUCUAAUGGCCAACCGUCCUCACCUAACACUGGAAAAAUAUGCCAAAUUUAGUGGUAGUGACAAGAGUCUUGAGAUACCUGGUUUAGCCCCGCUUCCAUUAUCAAGUAUUCCCCCACCAUUGUUCAAUUCUGACCAUCUCUUCACUACCCUGAUAACUUCAAAUGCCACAUCUCUCUCAAAAGCAAAAGGAAUCUUAAUGAACACCUUUGAUGGGUUCGACCCAGAAACUAUUGCAGCACUCAACAAUGGCAGAGUUAUAAGUAAUCUCCCACCUGUUCUUCCAGUAGGCCCUUUCGAAACUUAUGAGCUCAAACAAGGCCAUCAUCUUCCAUGGCUUGAUGACCAACCCGCUGAAUCUGUACUGUAUGUUAGCUUUGGUAGCAGAACCACCAUGUCAAAGGAUCAGAUAAGAGAGCUAGGACAUGGAGUGGAGAGAAGUGGGUGCAGGUUCUUAUGGGUUUUAAAAGCAAAGAAAGUGGACAAAGAAGAGCUAGAAGAAUUAUUGGGUGUGUCUUUCCUGGAAAGAACAAAGAACAAAGGGAUGGUAGUGAAAGGAUGGGUGAACCAAGAAGCAAUUCUAGAACACCCCGCCAUAGGAGGUUUCCUCAGCCACUGUGGAUGGAAUUCAGUGAUGGAAGUGACUAGGCAAGGGUUACCAAUCUUGGCUUGGCCACAACAUGGAGACCAGAAGAUAAACGCAGAGGUGGCAGAGAAAGCAGGCUUGGGGUUGUGGAUAAGACAAUGGGGUUGGGGGGGGGGGGGGGGGGGGGGGGUGAGAUUAGUGAGAGGUGAAGAGAUAGGAGAGAAGGUUAUAGAGCUGAUGGGGGAUGAGAACUUGAGGGCUAAGGCAAGGAAGGUGGGGGAAGAGGCUAGGAAGGCUGGUGACGAGGGUGGGAGCUCUAAAAAGGUAUUGCAGGGAGUCAUUGAAAUGCUGAAGCCCAUAUAA
Ilex paraguariensis (yerba mate) is the source of this 1308-nucleotide messenger RNA. The record is from the annotation of a GenBank genome assembly. NCBI's taxonomy places the organism in Eukaryota, Viridiplantae, Streptophyta, Magnoliopsida, Aquifoliales, Aquifoliaceae.